AUUUCCACUUUCGGACUGUACGGCUCUGUGUCGGGGGACCAUGGCAACCAGCCCGGUACAGGCUCCCGGGGGCAGAGGCCGCCAGUAUGUGCAGAAUUUAGAUGACCUGUUGCGCUGUGGAAUUUGCUUUGAUUACUUCAACAUUGCCAUGGUGAUCCCGCAUUGUUCACAUAACUACUGCUCUCUUUGUAUUCGGAAAUUUCUUUCAUACAAGACACAGUGCCCAACCUGUUGUGUGACUGUUACAGAGUCUGACUUUCGAAAUAACAGAAUUGUAGAUGAUCUCGUGAAAACAUUUUGCUUGGCAAGGCAGCAUCUGUCCCAAAGUAUUUUGGACUCUCCACCGGUAUCUCCACUGCAUCCAUCCACAGGCAAAUUGGAUGUACCUGCAUCACAGAGACCUACUGGGAAAACGAUAAAGGAAGAAAAUAAAUUAAUGGAUGUCUUCCUGAUGAAAACAAGCACCCCUGCAUCCAAAAGAACAUUGAAGGCUUCCAGCAAUGUUCCUUCAAUAUCCACACCAAUAUUUAAGCUUGAGGAAGAGGCACCGUCUCUGAUUGACACCAUUGGUCCAACGACACCCUCUACCUCUGCCAUGAAAGUGCAUAUUAAAGUGGAAUGCCCGGUGUGCAGUGUUGGUAUUUCAGAGCAGUAUAUAAAUAAACAUCUUGACAGCUGCCUCACCAGAGAUGAAAAGAAAGACAGUCUUCGAAGUUCUGUUCAGAAGAGGAAAACCAUGGCCAAAGUAGUCUACAACCUACUGUCUUACCGUGAUUUGAGGAAGAGGCUGAAAGAGAUUGGUCUGACCACUCAUGGCACAAAGCAACAGAUGAUCAGAAGGCACCAGGAGUUUGUGCAAAUGUAUAAUGCACAGUGUGAUUCCUUAAACCCCAAGUCAGUUGCUGAAAUUGUUUGCGAAAUUGAAAAUAAUGAGAAAACCCGCUCUGCUCUGGAGGCAAAGCAAGAAAGUAGUAUGACCUUCAGUAAAGAGCAGACUGAGCAAGAGAUAGAUGAAAUUCACCAAAAAUACAGAGAGAAGCACAAGAAUGAAUUUCAGCAACUUAUUCAACAAAUGAAGGGUCGAUGGGCAAAAACAAAAGGAAAACAAAACAAAAUGGAAUUGUCAGAGGACUGUAAGAUCAGCACAGAAAAUGUUGCAGAGGAGGAGGAUGUUGAAUCUGACAUGAAGUCUUCUGCAGACAAUGACCUGGUGAAAUCAGAUAAUGUAUCCAUUGUUCGCUCUGACUCCCCUGUGUUCCCACUGUCUGCUGCCAGUUCCAGUUCAGACAUUUUACGGGACUUAGAUGAGAUGGCAGCACGUGAUGAAUUGGAACCCUCCAUUGCUAGUCCCAUGGCCAAAGCAAGGAAGAGAAAAGCAUCCAGUCUGAAAGAGACACCGGGGAAACGAGAAACGCCUCGGAGCAAGCGACAUCGGAAGUAGAGUGUGUUUUGUGUUCUUGGGGCCAUAACUGUUACAAUAAACCUGCCUUCAGGCGACAUGCGAUCUGCGUGCAUUCUGCUCUAUCACUGACACCAGUCUUUUAAACUAAUGGGACACAGCAUUGUGUGAGCUUAUAAGCAGGCCUUCAUCUUAAAGGAUGGAAGAUAACCUGAUAUCAGUGCAUAGAACUGUACCAUGCACACAGAGUAAAUACUUUGCAAUGUUUUUGUCUUAUGAAGUGAUGAUAGGAAUGCAGCAGUUCAUGUAAAUAACAGAUUUACAGUCCAAGAAACGGGUGUAACUGGAAAUGAUAUACAACAGCCACAAAACAUAGUCUGCUGCUUGCAACAGAGCUGUCUGGCAGCUCCACCACUAAUUCUCAUUAUAUGAUUUUAUCCUGUGUAUGGAACAAGGUCCUUGCUAUUUACAUCUGGUUGGAAUGUGUACCUACUCCUGACCAAGAUGGACUUAUAAAACAUGCAGUGUUCCCAAGUAAAAUGUAUAUCAUAACGUUUUCAUUUUAUUUUACACGUGAAAAAAAUCCUAGAAAAAUAAAAGAUUGUCUCUUUAAGCUCU
Pelobates fuscus (common spadefoot toad) is the source of this 2017-nucleotide messenger RNA. It is a transcript of the gene RAD18, whose product is annotated as RAD18 E3 ubiquitin protein ligase. NCBI's taxonomy places the organism in Eukaryota, Metazoa, Chordata, Amphibia, Anura, Pelobatidae. Gene Ontology annotation, biological process: protein monoubiquitination; DNA damage tolerance. The record is from RefSeq and is a predicted model, not a curated record. Gene Ontology annotation, molecular function: single-stranded DNA binding; ubiquitin protein ligase activity. Gene Ontology annotation, cellular component: Rad6-Rad18 complex; nucleus. The transcript has 13 exons. The coding region runs from base 41 to 1441 and encodes 466 amino acids.